This is a messenger RNA of Tachyglossus aculeatus (Australian echidna), 3514 nucleotides long. RefSeq names its product neugrin, neurite outgrowth associated (gene NGRN). Gene Ontology annotation, biological process: protein polyglutamylation; microtubule cytoskeleton organization. The coding region runs from base 165 to 3317 and encodes 1050 amino acids. Gene Ontology annotation, cellular component: cilium. The record is from RefSeq and is a predicted model, not a curated record. Lineage: Eukaryota; Metazoa; Chordata; Mammalia; Monotremata; Tachyglossidae. Gene Ontology annotation, molecular function: tubulin binding; tubulin-glutamic acid ligase activity. The transcript is spliced from 18 exons.
CCUUCCCGUCCCGCGGGGGCCCCCACCGGACGCCAGCCCUCAUUUCCCGCUACCCAACUCUGAAUCUCCUCCACCAACCCCCUUCCUUCACGCAUCUCCGGGCCUCUCCGACCAACCCCACCUCCUCCGGCCACGCAGACGUCGUCCCGGAAGUACCCGGGAGGAUGGAGCCGGCGGAACCCAAAGCCAGCGAAUCGGAAGAUGGCUCCAGUGAAGGGGAAGGCCGGUCGGAGGAGUCGGAAGAGGAGAGUGACGGAGCGGGCAACGGGAACUCCCCAGGGUCCUCGCCUCGGCAGGGCGCCUCAGAGACCGGCGGGGAAGCGUGUGGGAGUGGGGAGUCGUCGUUGUCCUCCGCCUCCCAGAACCCCCUGAAAAAAGCCAGACCUCCGGAGGACUCGGAUGUCGGGAGCAGGAAGAAGAGGCAGAAACCUAGGCUCCUGGCCAUCAAUCUGACCAACUGCAGAUAUGAGAGCGUGCGCCGGGCGGCCCGGCUGUGCGGCCUGCAGGAGGUCGGGGAGGAAGAGGAGUGGACGGUGUACUGGACCGACUGCUCUGUCUCGCUGGAGCGGGUCAUGUACAUGAAGAGGUUUCAGAAAAUCAACCACUUCCCAGGCAUGUCGGAGAUCUGCCGCAAAGACCUGCUGGCCCGGAACCUGAACCGCAUGUACAAGCUGUACCCGGCCGAGUACAACAUCUUCCCCCGCACCUGGUGCCUGCCCGCCGAUUACGGGGACUUCCAGGCCCACGGCCGCCAGAGGAAAACGCGCACCUACAUCUGCAAGCCAGACAGCGGCUGCAGGGGCCGAGGCAUCUUCCUCACCCGCAACCCCCGGGAGAUCAAGCCCGGAGAGCACAUGAUCUGCCAGCAGUACAUCUCCAAGCCCUUCCUCGUCGACGGCUUCAAGUUCGACCUGCGCAUCUACGUGCUGAUCACGUCCUGCGACCCGCUGCGGAUCUUUGUGUACGAGGAGGGCCUGGCCCGCUUCGCCACCCUGCCCUACGUGGAGCCCAGCGUCGGCAACCUGGACGAUGUCUGCAUGCACCUGACCAACUAUGCCAUCAACAAGAACAACGAGAACUUCGUCCGAGACGGCACGACGGGCAGCAAGAGGAAGCUGUCCACCCUGAAAGCCUGGCUGAAGGAGCACAGCUUCGACUGGUCCAAGCUGUGGGAGGACAUCAAGGACGUCAUCAUCAAGACCGUCAUCUCCGCCCACUCGGUCCUGCGCCACAACUACCGCUCCUGCUUCCCCCAGCACCUGGGCGGCGGCACCUGCGCCUGCUUUGAGAUCCUCGGCUUCGACAUCCUCCUCGACCAGAGGUUGAAGCCCUGGCUGCUGGAGGUGAACCACUCGCCCAGCUUCACCACAGACUCGCGCCUGGACCGGGAGGUGAAGGACGCCCUGCUCUGUGAUGCCAUGACCCUCGUCAACCUGCAGAGCUGCAACAAGAAGAAAGUGCUGGAAGAAGACAAGAGGAGGGUCAAGGAGCGCCUCAUGCAGGGCCACCAGCCGCCCCGAGAAGCCAGGCGGGAGCAGAUGGAGCUUUCCAAUGCCAUCUGGCUGGACCAGGAGAUCAAGUACGAGGACGCUCACCUGGGCGGCUACCGGCGCAUUUACCCUGGGCCCAACACCGACAAGUACACGCCCUUCUUCAAAUACAACGGUUCCCUCUUCCAGGAGACAGCGGCUUCCAAAGCCAGGGAGGAGUGCGCCAGGCAGCAGCUGGAGGAGAUCCGCUUAAAGCAGGAGCAGCGAGAAGUAUCUGACAAGAAAAAGAAGGACAAGGAGGCCGGCCAGGGCGAGCUGACCCAGGAAAAAGCCAGGCCCUGGGCCGGGGCUAAGGGUUCUCUCGUUCGCAUGACCUACGUUGGUGCCCGGGCCCAGGACAAACAGCAGUUCCCAUCCCAGCCUCCGCCGCUGAACACCAUGAAGCCCCAGGACAUCGUGGAGGAGGAGGAGCUGGAGCGGUUGAAGGCCCUCCUGCAGAGGGAGAAUCUCAUCCGGAGCCUGGGCAUCGCGGACCAGCUCUCCCGCCUGCUGGGCCCCAAGUACCAGCCUCAGGCCCGUUUCCCCGAGAGGCAGCCCAGACUGGCGCAGGACGUGUUGGGCUGGCGGGAGCCGCCCGCGGCCGUGAACCUGGCGCCCCUGACCAUCCUGAGGACGCGGUCCAUUGAGCUGGGGCCCGAGCUCAGCCUGCCCACCCACUCUCGCCACUUUGGGCCCGGCAUCCUGGGGCCGCUAGCCGGGAUGCGGGUGACCGUCCCCCACUCCUCCAGCUGCCACCUGAACCCCAAGAGCCUCUCCUGGGUCAGGGGCACCUCGAUGGUCAACCCCCCGUGCCAGCUGACCAUGAAGAAGGCAGGGGGGCAUCAGUUCGCCAGCGCCAGGGGCAGGCUGGAAAACCCCGCCGAGAGCCAGUCCGGCACCAGGUUGGAAGCCGAGAGUCGGAGCCUGGCGGGGCUGGUGCCCGCGUCCCUGGCCCCUGGGCGAAGCUACCUGCAGCCUGCCAGGGAGGCGAGCGCCCCGUGGGCCGCCUUCCCCACGGGGACGGACCUGCCGGGCGGGCCCCCGGCCCAGGACUGGCCGCCCGGCCCUGCCUCCGCCCUGCUCAGCCUCUUUGACGUCAGCCACCCCAGCACCCUGAAGCGGCAGCGGAAGGCGAUGCAGCUCCAGAGGCUCCGGAGGCAGAUGGAGGGACCCGGCGGGCCUCCGAGGACCCUGAGCAGGGAGGCCAUGGAGCAGAUCCGGCACCUGCUCCGGGAGUUCCCCGAGGACUGGUCAGUGCCCAGGUUGGCCCAAGGCUUCGGCGUCAGCCCUGACGUGAUCAAGAGGGUCUUGAGAAGCACGUUCGUCCCCACGGCCGCCCAGAGCCAGAGGCAGGACCAGAAGGCGCUCGGCAGAGCCGGGAAGGGUGGGCGCCUCCAGCCCUGGGCCGCCCUUCCCGACGCCCCGGCCCGCCCGGUCCUGGCCCCGUUGCUGGCAUCGGGGAGGGAGACCGGGCUCCGCGGAGACGCCGCUACGAGGCAGGAGGCCGAGCCGGCGGGCGGCCCGGCUUGCCGGGUGCUGGAGAAGCGUCCUCACGUUGGGCGAGCCGCCCGGGACGACAAGAGUGGGGCGGGUCAGAGACCGGCCGGGGCGGUCCGGGAGCCCCGGCAGAAGCAGCGGGCCUCGGGCCACGAGGGACCCUCGCCCAUCUCAGAGGAGCAGAGCGAGGACCGGCAGCGCAACGCGAGGGCCGAAGACUUCAGCAGUGAAGUGGUUCAGAGUGGGAGGGAGUUCUUCGACAGCAACGGGAAUUUCCUCUACAGGAUCUGAGCGGGCCGGGGGAGCCGGAGCCGAGCCGAGCCGCUUUGGGACAGGGAGUCGGUCGGCCCUUGGGAUCGCCAGGCCUCCGGCCCGGAGGAUUGAGGCAAGAGAGAGAGAUGCGUGGGUCACCAAGCUGUGGUUUGUCAGGACGAUUUAUUUACUUGCAAAAUAAAAUAAAAAACGCUGUGGGAAGCAGCGGCCUGCCA